UCUGUGCAGGCAUUCACCCGGAGCAUCGGCUGCGACAAGCACCUGGCAGUGGCUUAUUUCCAGCGGGGGACCGUGUUUUACCGGAGGCAGAACCAUGAAAAGGCCAUUGAGGAUUUCAAAGAGGCGCUGGCCCAACUGCGAGGCAACCAGCUCAUCGACUACAAGAUCCUGGGGCUGCGGUACAGGCUCUUCGCUUGUGAGAUACUCUAUAACAUCGCGCUGGUGUACGCCACGAUGGAGGACUGGAAGAAAGCUGAGGAGCAUCUGACACUGGCCAUGAGCAUGAAGAGCGAGCCCCAGCACAAUAAGAUCGACAGGGCAAUGGAAGCCAUCCUGAAGCAGAAGUUCUGCGAGCUGGUGGCCAUUCCUGCGGGGAAGCUGUUUAGACCAAAUGAAAAGCAAGUGGCUCAGCUGGAGAAGAAGGACUACCUGGGAAAAGCUACGGUGGUGGCAUCCGUGGUGGACAAGGAUGAUUUUUCAGGAUUUGCUCCACUCCAACCACAGGCCUCUGGUCCUCCACCCAGGCCCAAGACCCCAGAAAUCCUCAGGGCCCUCAAAGGGCAGCCGCACCGCGUCCUGUACGAGUUCAUCCCUGAGACUGCCGAGGAGCUGCAGGUCCUGCCGGGAAACAUCGUCUUUGUCCUGAAGAAAGAGAAGGACAACUGGGCUACGGUGAUGUUCAACGGAAAGAAGGGGAUCGUCCCCUGCAACUACCUCGAGCCCGUGGAGCUCCAGAACAAGCUGCACAUCCAGGAAGAAAUCCCUCUUGAAGCCGAGAUCCCAGAGCCACCCAGCUCCACCGCUCCAAAAAAGCCGCGGCGGCCAGCACCAGACUAUGCUCCUGCUACUGCAAUGCAGCUGAGAGAAGCAGCCAAGGAGGCCGAAGCGGCCGUCUCCAGCCCCCACGUCCUCAAGGUGCAUUACAAAUACACGGUCGCCCUGCAAGUCGAGCCAGGCCUCUCCUACACGGAUCUCCUGGAGCUGGUUUGCAAGAAACUGGAGCUCCAGCCUGAGCAUACGGAGCUGAGGUACAAGCCUGCGGAGAGCCAAGCGCUGGUGACUCUGAGGACGGAGAACCUGGAGGUGGCUUGGAGCCAGAGCAAGGACAACUGUCUGACAGUCUGGUGCGACAUCACGGAGGGAGAGGGGUUUUUACCAGACAGCAAACCAGAGGAGUCGCCGCUGGAGGAGACAGGACCAACCCAAGUUAUAGCGCAGUACAGUUAUGAAGCCACCCAGCCUGAAGACCUGGAAUUUCAGGCAGGAGAUGUGAUACUUGUUUUAUCCAAAGUGAAUGAAGACUGGCUAGAAGGCCAGUGCAAGGGGAAGAUAGGCAUCUUCCCAUCCGCUUUCGUUCAAGAGUCUAACACUAAAGACCCAGAAAUGUGA
This is a messenger RNA of Fulmarus glacialis (Northern fulmar), 1389 nucleotides long. It is a transcript of the gene NCF2, whose product is annotated as neutrophil cytosolic factor 2. NCBI's taxonomy places the organism in Eukaryota, Metazoa, Chordata, Aves, Procellariiformes, Procellariidae. Gene Ontology annotation, molecular function: protein binding; superoxide-generating NADPH oxidase activator activity. Gene Ontology annotation, biological process: respiratory burst; superoxide anion generation; phagocytosis. The annotation marks the transcript as partial. The record is from RefSeq and is a predicted model, not a curated record. Gene Ontology annotation, cellular component: NADPH oxidase complex. The transcript is spliced from 14 exons.